This is a messenger RNA of Cucurbita pepo subsp. pepo (vegetable marrow), 1315 nucleotides long. RefSeq names its product plastid transcriptionally active 13 (gene PTAC13). Gene Ontology annotation, biological process: transcription elongation-coupled chromatin remodeling; DNA-templated transcription elongation. The record is from RefSeq and is a predicted model, not a curated record. NCBI's taxonomy places the organism in Eukaryota, Viridiplantae, Streptophyta, Magnoliopsida, Cucurbitales, Cucurbitaceae.
UCAUCCAGCGACGACAAAUGGGAGUCGCAAUAACACCACCUAUCGGCGUUAUCAUCACUGGUGACUCCACACCCGAACCAGUAACCGAAAACUGGUUCCUGUGAAGACGAUGGCCUGCGGGCUUCUGACUUGGACUGCACUUCCUCUUCGCUCUCACUCUUUCCCUUCCCUUUCCUUCUCUCUCUCUUCUUCCCUGCGCACGCAAUUAUCAAUCUCUGCCGCCCUCGAAACUGCCGCUGAUGAUGUCCUGCAGCUGUCGGCACGGGAGAGGAGGAGGCUGAGGAACGAAAGGAGAGAGACGAAAACCACUAAUUGGAGGGAAGAGGUGGAAGAGAGGCUCUGCAAGAAGCCGAAGAAGGAAUUUGCCAAUUGGACUGAGAAGCUCAAUCUCGAUUACCUUGCUAAAUUAGGUCCUCAAUGGUGGGUUAUGCGGGUCUCUCGUGUUAGAGGCCAAGAAAUUGUCGAACGCCUCGCUCGUUCUCUUGCUAGGAACUAUCCUGACCUCGAUUUCAAGAUAUAUUACCCGUCUGUCCAUGAGAAGAGGAAAUUAAAGAAUGGUUCUUACACGGUUAAACCGAAAGCUGUUUUUCCUGGAUCUGUAUUUAUAAGGUGUAUCAUGAACAAGGAGAUGCAUGACUUCAUUAGAGAGUGUGAUGGAGUUGGAGGCUUUGUUGGUGCGAAGGUCGGAAACACGAAACGACAGAUAAACAAACCAAAGCCAGUAUCUCAAGACGACAUGGAAGCAAUUUUUAAAGAGGCAAAGGAACAGCAAGAAAGACAUGACCAGGCUUUUCUAGAGAAAGAGAAAGAGCAAGCUCCGAACCCCAGCGUGCUCGAGACUGACUUAGAUACUAACGGUACUACUGCCACAAAGCACAAAGGAAGACCUAAAAAAGCUGUUAAUACUUUAUCUCCGGGGUCAACCGUUCGGGUCGCAUCCGGGACUUUUGCAGAAUUCGAAGGCUCUCUUAAGAAAGUGAACCGUAAGAGUGGAAAGGUAACUGUGGGAUUCACACUAUUUGGGAAGGAAACCCUUGUAGAGCUUGACAUUGGUGAUAUUAAAGUCGAGACGAAAUGAGUGAAUGUACUUUCUCGUCGAUGGUAAGUUUUCGAAAUCACAAGGCACCAUUUAUCUUAUCAACUCGAGCUGUAUCAUAGGUUUUUUUCUUCAACUUUGAUGGAAAGUUCAGUGCCCCUUGGUAUAAUCAGUCAAAAAACCACACCCGUUUCCUGUUCCAUGAAGUACCAAGUGGUAAACAGAGAAGCUAUCUAACCAUUAGCCUUAAUCAAUUCAUAAUUUUCUAAGAACUUGCAA